Messenger RNA from Biomphalaria glabrata, 2318 nucleotides. Its product is annotated as outer dynein arm-docking complex subunit 4-like. NCBI's taxonomy places the organism in Eukaryota, Metazoa, Mollusca, Gastropoda, Planorbidae. The record is from RefSeq and is a predicted model, not a curated record. The coding region runs from base 505 to 2157 and encodes 550 amino acids. Gene Ontology annotation, molecular function: protein binding. Gene Ontology annotation, cellular component: cytoplasm. The transcript is spliced from 15 exons.
UCUUUCCGUCAAUGCAACUCCUUGCUUCCCACGAUGGCAAUAAAACAGGAUAUUUGCAAUCUUCUCGUGACGGACUAAAACUAGAUUGAUUUAGACUUAUUUGACAGAAACUACAAGACAACUACAGACGAACAAAUAAAGUAUUGUUUAUACCGUGGCAAUCAUUGGACUGGACUUGACUGCGUUUUAAAACUUCGUACUGCUUGCGAAAAAAAAAAAAAAAUUUUAAUCAGAAAAAAACGACUUCAAAAUAUUUCAUUUAAAAUGCAAAAACUUCUUCAAAAAACAACCGACGUCAUUAUCCCUGGAGACACCGGAAACACCGACUGAAGCCUCGAUUCUGUAAAGUUAAACGGAAGUGACAUUGCAGUGUGAAGUUUUAUUGCCUGACGGACUAAAUUCUCUCAGAGCAACAGACGUCACAAUCAAGGGACCUGUUUACUAUUUGACGGACACUACAAGGGACGACUCACGCCGCCCCCGCCCUAACAUUGACUUGACAGUAUGUACAAGGGGGAAGACAGUUUUGGCAGACUCGAGGGCAGCUAUGAGCUGUACAAGGCAGAGGCGGACACGCACUUCAAGCAGCACGACUUUGUCAACGCCAUCGCUUGUUUUACCACGGCUCUCCAACUCCGGCCCGACGACCGCAUCUGCCUCGUUCGGCGCUCCAAAUGUCACCUCAUGCUCGGGGACACGGCCAAAGCUUUGCAGGAUGCCGAGGCGUCUCUGUUGGAGGACAAGAACUAUCAUAGGGGAAUGUUCCAAAAAGCAGAGGCUCUCUACAACGCUGGGGAUUUUGAAAUGGCGCUGGUGUAUUAUCACCGUGGCAACCGACUGCGACCUGAACUGCUGGAGUUCCGGCUUGGAAUUCAAAAAGCGCGGGAAGCCAUUAUCAACUGUGUUGGAACACCAGACAGAGUGAAAUUAAACACCACGGGGGAUUUAUCGUUCUUUAAUGCACAGGACGAGAAAAAGAAAAGAAAAGUGUUUGGCUCUGCCUGUGUAAAACGGCCGCAGCAGGUCGUCAGGAGAAAGAAAGAGAAGCCUAACAAUGAGAUGACCAUUAAACAGAUGCUUGGGGACCUGUACGGCGACAGACAGUACUUGGAGAAAUUACUGAAAGAAACUGACAACACAAGUCUCACUGGAAAACACAUUAACAGACUCGUACAGGAUGGUUUGCAUUACCUGGACACUAGGACAGAGUUCUGGCAACAGGUGAAGCCCAUGUACGCCAGAAAGUACGAAGCCAUACUAGCACUGAACAGAGGGCGACAGGCCAAAACAUCGCCUUACGACCACAUUGUAGGAGAACUUGAGAAAGUCAACAAACUGAUGCACGAAAAUAAUUACGAGGGUGUUUUGAAGAAAUGCCAGCGUGUGAUGGGCACCUUAGAUAGUAUUAGCGAGGUCCACCUGCCCAACAAGAUGACCUUCAAGGCUCACAUUCACAGCAUCAUGGGCAACGCCUAUUUGGAGAUGGGGGAUUACGUCAAUGCAGCGGUGCAGCAUCAGAUGGACCUGACCAUAGGCGAAGAAGUUGGAAUUGAUGAUGCUGAAUGUCGUGCCCUGGACAAUCUGGGUCGUGUGCACGCGAGAAAUGGCAAGUACCAGAAGGCAAUAGACGUGUGGGAACGCAAGCUGCCCAAGAGUAAAAGCACCUUAGAAACCACGUGGCUAUGUCACGAGAUCGGGCGAUGCUACUUGGAACUCGGACAGUCUAGGAGCGCCAAGGAGUACGGCGAACGAGCAUUGCAGUCGGCAGUAGAGGCUCAAGAUGAUCGCUGGAAGCUGCACGCCUUGGUGUUGAUCUCCCAAGCUGAAGUGAAAUCCCAACGAUUGUCGUCUGCUCUGAUCAGUUUUGAGAAGGCGUACGAAGUAGCUGGUUUACUAAUGGACGAGGAAGCUCAGGACGCCAUCACCAAGGCCAUGAACGAGGUCAACAUGAAGGUCUUAGAUCGAGAGAUUGAGGGCGGGGAAGAAGUGGACCCCGUUUAUCGAGCUGACUUUGAAAAGUGGAAGGCGGAAGUUGGAGAAUCUGGAAAGGAAGAACAGACAGCACCUGCAGCUGAAGCCAAGGUGGAGGAGUCGGACCAGAAACCUUCGACACAACUCAUCUCCGCAGCAGUUCCGAGCGUGACCGAGAAAUCGUGAAAAAAAAAAUGGCUGAUUGAUUGGAUGAUACACAGAUCAAGUGUGGAAAAAAAAGGAAAUUUUAAUCUAUUUUACAAUCUAAAUUUCACCAAACAAUUAUACGAAAUGUUUUAUUUAUAAAUAAAUAAAAUGCAGUAAAAGGGAAUUAAUAAUGUGAAAAA